CUUAUCAUCUCAUACUAUCUUUUUAGCCCUCAUAUAAGGAUUCUCUCUUCCAUACACAACACACGCUCUUUCUUAUUCUCUCUUUUCUCACUAACCUUGCUUUAACUCAACUCCAUAUUUUAAACAUCUACACAUUCAUCAUCGACUUAUGUAUCAAAAUUUGCAAGUUUCAUUCGUUGAUCAUAGUCCCUUCUUCCCGUCUUAGGAUCAUCUAACCUCCGCUCCUUUAGGGUUCAAUUCUGGAGCGGGUUGACUAGUGAGAGGCUUUAGUUCACUUUGCAUAGUUAGAUUGUGUGAUCACGAACAUAAGAUGCAAGGUCCUACAGAAGUAGCGUGUAACAAAGAAACAAGUGAUCAACGACAAGAAGUGAAAGUAGUAGCAAGUGUUGUUAUUACACCUUCGACUAAUCCCAACCACGUCCUUGUUGAUGAGAAACUUAGGCAUACAGGUAGCAAUAGGCAAACAUCCAUUGAGAUGGGGGCACAUGAUGCAGUAAGAUAUUCUGGUAUUGAUGAAGACCUACCUUCACCUAGGGCUGAGAAAUCUCGAAAGAUUUCGUUACUGCCUCUUAUUUUCCUCAUCUUCUAUGAGGUUUCGGGCGGUCCGUUUGGGGUGGAGGAUAGUGUUGGGGCAGCAGGACCUUUGUUAGCUCUAGCAGGAUUCUUAGUUUUUCCCUUUAUAUGGAGUGUGCCUGAGGCUUUAAUAACGGCGGAAAUGGGAACGAUGUUCCCUGAGAAUGGGGGUUAUGUGGUUUGGGUUUCAGCUGCUUUAGGGGACUUCUGGGGUUUUCAGCAAGGUUGGAUGAAGUGGCUUAGUGGUGUUAUUGAUAAUGCAUUAUAUCCCGUUUUGUUUCUUGACUACUUCAAGGCAGUAGUUCCUAUAAUUGGUCAUGGCUAUCCAAGGACGAUUGCAGUGCUCGUUUUGACUAGUGCCCUCACUUUCUUGAACUAUAGGGGUAUGACUAUUGUUGGGUGGGUUGCUGUUCUUUUGGGUGUGGUGUCCCUUCUUCCUUUUAUUGUCAUGGGAUUAUUAUCGAUCCCAAGAGUGGAGCCUUCGAGAUGGCUAGUAGUUGAUCUUCAUAAUGUCAACUGGGGUUUGUAUUUGAACACUCUCUUCUGGAAUCUGAAUUAUUGGGAUUCAGUAAGUACACUUGCUGGUGAGGUGGAGAACCCAAGGAAGACUCUUCCAAAGGCUUUGUCUUAUGCCCUAAUCUUUGUUGUGGCUGCCUAUUUCUUCCCUCUCUUAGCUGGCACUGGGGCGAUUCCUCUUGACCAGAGUCAGUGGUCUGAUGGUUAUUUUGCUGACAUUGCCAAAAUUAUUGGUGGUACAUGGUUAUGUUGGUGGAUCCAGGGCGCUGCUGCAAUGUCUAACAUGGGGAUGUUUGUUGCUGAAAUGAGCAGUGAUUCAUUCCAGCUUUUGGGGAUGGCAGAGCGAGGCAUGCUUCCUGAGAUAUUCGCAAAGAGAUCUCGUUAUGGGACCCCUUUACUUGGCAUACUGUUCUCAGCAUCGGGUGUAAUUUUGCUAUCUUGGUUGAGCUUUGAGGAGAUAGUUGCUGCUGAAAAUUUCUUGUACUGCUUUGGAAUGAUAUUGGAAUUUAUAGCAUUUGUGGUGCUGCGCAUAAAACAACCAACUGUUGCUCGACCUUACAAGAUUCCCUUUGGAACAGCUGGAGCUAUACUGAUAUGUAUUCCUCCAACCAUAUUGAUAUGUGUGGUUCUUGCUCUUGCAUCUGUUAAAGUCAUGGUUGUGAGCCUCAUUGCUGUGGCGAUUGGGCUGGUGAUGCAUCCUGCUCUCAAGUAUGUAGAGAAAAAAAGAUGGCUGAAAUUUUCAGUUAGUUCUAACCUUCCUGAUCUUGAAACAGAAGUUCAUGAUAACACUCAGUCCUUGGUUCCAUAGCAAGCUGCUAUGAAGGAAAGGCUAACCAUAUUCUAGAAAUUAAAGUUGGAUUUUGAGAAUAUAAUGGUCUUUACAGCUUUCAGGUAAUGUGUAUGUUGUAGCUUUAUCUCCACUUGUGCUUUUGCCUUGCAUUUAACUUCUGAUCGUGACUGGUUGCUGUAUAUCAUCUUGUUUUAGUAGUGAUGAUCAGAGCAAUGGCAAUUGGUUAUUCUAAAUCAGUGUUAUAGCUUUUAUCUAGUUUUAAAUUUAAAUUCAUGACUCUUUUACUCAGGCGUACUGCCUUGCCUUGUGAUUUAUCGUCUUUGAUAUUUCACUCCUCCCCCCCCCCCUCUUGCAUGGAGAAGCUAUUGUAAUGGUUUCUAUUGUCCCGAGGAGUACUUCUUACCAUUGUUGCUCGGAGAAGGCUCUUUUUGCCCGUGCAAAAGGCUUCCAAGUAGGAAAUUUCUAGUAUCAGCAAAAUACAGAAUUGGAUCCUUUGGAAUUUGGAUUACUGUUUUUUUUUUCCCUUUGCAAAAAGAGGCAAAAUUAGUCAUGGUCUAAUUCUCAUUGCAAGGAUUAGAUGCUUUCAGUUGUUUCGGAAGCCCCUCUCUGCUGUAUUAAGAAAGUUAUAGGAUUCAACAGAAAGUCUCAGUCGCGAGAGUAAAGCUUUGUACAAUUGAGCCUCUGCCCUAACUUGGUGCUUUUAAAAUCAAAGUUCAGUAGUUCUAGUUUUA
Chenopodium quinoa (quinoa) is the source of this 2610-nucleotide messenger RNA. Its product is annotated as probable polyamine transporter At1g31830. Gene Ontology annotation, biological process: transmembrane transport. Lineage: Eukaryota; Viridiplantae; Streptophyta; Magnoliopsida; Caryophyllales; Amaranthaceae. The record is from RefSeq and is a predicted model, not a curated record. Gene Ontology annotation, molecular function: transmembrane transporter activity. The transcript has 3 exons. The coding region runs from base 311 to 1897 and encodes 528 amino acids. Gene Ontology annotation, cellular component: membrane.